AUGUUCCCGUCUGAGGAGCGAAUUGCAGAGUUCCUUAGUUUUGCGCCCGAAGCGGGGGAGGGCAAGGCCUUUGCCGCGACGACAGUAGAAGCGGCCGUCACUGCUUACUAUGACGACCCAGACCUUCACAACGCUCCCGGGGAGACGAGUGACCAGAAGAGCGGCAAGCACCUGACAGACGCUCGCCCAAACGGCAAUAGCAUGUUGCCGACAUACGAGGCCACAGAAAGGUCGACGAUUCAUAGUCAUACCAAUGCAGUAAUACAGGCAGCGCACGUCCGCGCCCAGGAUGAGCAAGAAAUGCAAAACAUGCUACAAACUGUCCAGAUCCGGUACAGACUGUACAAUUCCGACCUAGAACCAGAGCACGAGCUCGACGCAUAUUGCAACUGCCUGGUACACCAGUACAAGCGCAGGAAGUGGGAUCGCCUCGGAGUGCAGACCAUGUGGUCCAAAGCGGUCAUGUAUCCCGGUGAAAGGGCGUACGAUAACUGCUAUACGACCCAAGUCAGCUUGUUCAGCAGCAAUCCAUAUCGCUACAAUGUCAGCUCGCCGUAUUUUGGCAAUUACAUGUACGGCGGAACGUGGACACCGCCACAACCAGUGCCACAUCUUUACACGCAAUAUGUUCAAGAUACGAUAGGGCUUAACGCGGUGCUCAAUCGAAAAGCACAGUCGGAUAUUGAUGCCCAGGAGCCCUCGAUGAGCAUAUGGAAAGUGGAUGAUCUCGCCAAGGCAGCCAGCGCGCUGAGUUUAGAAAAGCACAACGUACGAACCGAAGUCCCGGGCGCCUCGCAGAGGAAGAAUGAGAAAACAAUGGACGCCAUGCAUAUGAGUAACGAGAAAGCUCCCGAUGCCUCGCAGACGAGCAAUGAGAAAGCUGUCGACGGCAAAGUGCACCUCGAACUACCGAAUGCUGGCUCAUCCAGUACCAACCGUCGCCAGUCUUGGUUCAAGAAGAUGGUUUCGCGCAAGACGCCCGAAGAGAAAGAAGCGCACCGGCUACAAAAGCUAAGUGCGCGUUGCGGCACUCUGCGCAAUGCGAUCUUGCAGGAAGAGCACGCACGAUGGCCAACGCAGGAUUGGCGGCGGCUGGUGGCAGACUACCAAGACAAGGUGGGCAUGACGCGCAAGAUUGCCGAACUUCGCGAGCGAUUUCCUAUCCAGUACUUUCACCUUCUCUGUGCGGGCUACUUUGAGCCCAUUCCCGUCGCGUGGGCCGACCAGGCCUCCAAUCCGCUCAAGUUCAAGAUUGAGGGCAUGGAAGGCUGGCGAGGCAUCACACCCACGUGGCGAGGCUACGAGGACACGGCCGAGGAGCGCCUGUAUUGGGUGCUCAAUCAUCGUGAGGGCAUGACCGGACAGCGGAUGAAGCCGGACAUGAUUUCGGCGCUCAACAUGGCGCGCCAGAGGAUGGCGUGUGCCGUCGAGCCGCCACCACAGUACUUUUCGCCGACGGACACAUGCCUGGUGCAGCAUACCUCAGACGGCUAUUCGAAGCAAGUCAGGGCGCCGCCGCUACGGGUGUUUGACGCACCGGAGACGGCGGCGGACGAUACCAUGAUUCUGCUCGACGUGUCUGGGUCCAUGGACUUUGAGCCUAUGAAGCCAAAUUACAAUCAGUAUCUCAUCACGGGAUACUCGAGGUCCACGCAGCCGAAGAAUAAAGAUGUUGCUAAGGCCAUCAUUCGCCGUUUCGUCGACGCCAUGAUCAACCACAGCCACAGCGCGCGCGGCUACCAGCUCACCACGUUUGCCAACCACGCGACGUACAUGGGCGUCGCCAACCACGUCAACUUUGAGUCGGUCUGGCGCAACGUGGCGUUUGGCGGCGGAACGCGCGUCAUGACGGGCUGGCAGCGGGUGAAGCGGCUGCACUUUGAAAAGCACCAGGCGUCGGCCACGCACCACCCCGUCUACGGGUGGCAGGCGGGCCCGCAGACGCCGAUGCUGCGACUGCUCCUGCUGCUCGACGGCGAGGCGACGGACAUGGAUGAGUUUGAGCUCGACCUGCUCGGCAACGCGUGGGCGCACGUCACCAUUUUCCUGAUUGGCGUCGACGGCUGCCCGCACCACCACCGGCACGCCAACGAGCUGCAGCGCAUCAGCGAGGUCAACCACCACGUCUCGUUUGUGGACGCGGUGGGCAACAUGCCGGAGCGGCUGGUGACGCAUGAGCUUCUCAAGAGGCAUCUAGGCUAUGACGUGUCCAUGGCCGAGUUUGUGGAGCUGGAACAGCCGCCUGCUUACACGGAAUCAUAG
Cordyceps militaris CM01 is the source of this 2262-nucleotide messenger RNA. RefSeq lists its product as uncharacterized. The transcript is spliced from 5 exons. The coding region runs from base 1 to 2262 and encodes 753 amino acids. The record is from RefSeq and is a predicted model, not a curated record. Lineage: Eukaryota; Fungi; Ascomycota; Sordariomycetes; Hypocreales; Cordycipitaceae.